Molecule: messenger RNA, 3477 nt
Organism: Paramecium pentaurelia
Lineage: Eukaryota; Ciliophora; Oligohymenophorea; Peniculida; Parameciidae
Source: the annotation of a GenBank genome assembly
AUGAAUACAUAUAGCUCAUUAAAGUAUUUUCAAAUAUUUAUAGGAGAUCUUUUGAUUCUUAAAUUUAAGGGAGAAAAAUCUAAGAACCAAAUGUUGCCAUUACUAGCAAUAGAGCUAAAAAGAGUCCAAGAUUAUGUUCACCAGAAUAAUCUCUUGAUUAAUUUAUUGAACUCAAACCUCAACAUAUGUAAUAAACACUAAAAAAGAAGAAAGUAAUUCAAGGACAAUAGGGGAAAUCAAAAUCAUAAAUAAAUACUGCAAAAAAAGGAUUUUUUCCAUCAUAAGAGAAGAAAUUAAAAAAAUCAAUUUAACAUCAAACAAAAAAGAAAUCAAACACUUUAUUUUUAAGUAAUUCUACAAGUCCAUAAAAGUAAAUGAAUCCUAAAAAGCCAGUUUAAAUUAAUAAUAUAGGAGAGAUGCUAAUUAAAUAACAAAUAAAUAAAUAAAAUUUAUAAAAAGAUGUUAAAUAAUUACCAGAGAAAAAAAAUUAGAAUACAGUUGAAAAAAGAUAGAAUGUUUAGAAGGAUGAUAUUUAACUUUAUAUAAAUUGUAAAAGAGCUUAAGAUACAAUUAAUUUGAAAAAUUAGUAAAUUUAAAUGCUCUUAGAAUAGAAGAAAAAGUAUUAAUUCUUAAUUAAUUAGAAUUGAGAAUUUAUUUAAAUUGGAGUAAUUGAGAAAGAAGAUUUUAUCUAAAAAAAAAACAAUAGAUACAAGAAUAAAAUCACCAAAAAAGGGUAAAAAAAAAUUAAAAAAAAAUAAGUAAAAAGAAUAAAUUGAAAAAAUAUUAUGUUCCAAUUAAGAAAAACCUGGUAAACUAAUAGAUAAAUUAAUAAAAAGAUAAGAAUAACAUACUAAGAUGGAAUAAAAUUAAUAAUAAUUAAAAUAAGAGUAAUUGUAAAAUAAAUAAAAUAAAAUUUAAAAAUAAAUAGAUCUACCUUAAUAUGAUGAAGAACAUUCAUUUUCAUACAUUGAACCUACUGAUCAAAUUUUACCUAAUGAAGUUGAAGAUACUUUAAAUUAAUUUCCACCUUCAAAUUAUUUAAAAGAGUUAGUAAAGAAUCUAAUACAAAAUAAUGAAGUUUUGGCUACUGCAAAUUUAGCAUAACAUGAUUUCAAAUUAUUAGAAUUUUAUUAUAUGUAAGCUGCUGCAACAAAAAUUUAAAGUGUCUGGAGAGGGUUUUAUUAAAGAAAAUUAAUUCUCGAUAGUUAUCUUAAAUAUCUCGAAUAAGAAGAUUAAUUAUAAUAAGAGAAUUAAUAAUAUCAAAAUAAUUCAUUUUUAUAAGAAUCCAAUAAAUCUAGUUCCCCAAAAGUUGUUAAUCCUCCAUAAAGUUAAAAUAAUUCAGUAUUUUAAGAUGAAGAAGAAGAAGAUGAUUCACAUAAUAAAUAAUUGGAUGUUCAAUAAGCUAUUAAUAAAAUAUUAGAAAAAUAAUAGUCAGGUUCUCCAUUAAAUUAAUCUUCAUAAUAAUUUAGUCAAUAAUAAAGUGAUGAUUUAGUAGUUAUUAAUUAAGUACCUAGAGGAUCUGAAAAUGAAGAUAAUGAUUAAGAGAUUGAAGAGAAUGAGGAUAUGGAAAGCUCUAAAAAUAUUCAUGAUCAUAAAAUUUCAAAAUAAGAGACCAUUAUACAAGAAAUUUAACAUCAAUUAAAUGAUUGGAACUUUAAUUUAGAAAAUUUAAUAACAGAAAAUAGAAAAUCAUAUGCAAUUAAGACUCUUAAAGAAUAGAUGUAAUAAGCAAUUAUAUCUAUUGUUUAAUCUUAAAUUUAAAAGUUUUAAGAAUAAUAAAGUAAAUAAUAGAUUGAAACUGAAUAAUCAGUAGAUUUAAAAAUGAGAUUAUCAUAGGAAACAAAUACUGAAAAGAAUUUUAAUGAUAUUAGAAAGAAAUUUAAAAGUGUUUAAGAAUAGAGUGAAGAAAGAUUACUUUAAUCUUCUAAGGAUUAAUCUACUGAUAUAAAUAGAUCAUCACUAUUAGCAUUAUAAUCUUAAUUAAUGAGAAGAGAAAUUGAAUUAUUGAGUAUGAGAGAAGAAGCAAUAUAAUUAAGAUAUUAGGCAGAAAUUAAGAAAUAUGAAAAUGAUGAUAAUAAAAAAUUAGAGUUGAAUUUUUGGUUAAAAAAAGAAUUGGAAGAUUUAUAAUAAACAAAAUAAGCAAUUGAGAUUAGUACAAAGAAGGAAGCAAGUGCAAUGAAAAAAAUACAAAGAGAUUUGAUAAUUGCAUAAUCUUUUGAUGAGAAUAAUUCAAAACUUUAGAGUCUUAGAAAAAGAGUGGAUGAAUAACUAAGUAAUCUAAAAUAAUCUAAGUAAAGCAUAUCUGACAUAAAAUUAAUAAAUAAUUUCUGUGUAUAAAAUGAAAAUGAACUUGAAAAAUUAGUAGAAACAUAAUCAGAAGAUUUCAAUUAUGAAGACUAAUUUUAAUAAAAACAAUUUCUAAAGGAUAACUUCAUUGAAUCAUAUGAAACUAUUGAGAAGUCAGCUAAAGUAAAUUUAAUUGUUAGUGAUCUAGUAAUAGAUCUAUUACAAGAAAUGACUGAAGGUAAUUAUUAUGAUUAUUAACAUUAGAAUUAUUUACAAAUGAUAAUAAAUUUGAGAUUAUUAUAUAGAAUUUGAUAAGAUAAUCUAUAAUUCCAUAAAUACCAACCUCUAUUAUAGAUAUUCGUUAUUAUAUCCAUAAUUUAUUUGAUUACAUCUUACCUCAACACUAUUAUGAGAUCAUUCGAAACAUAAAUAUUCCUUAUGGAUUCUCACCAUAAAAACGUUUAUAAUUUAUUCAUGGAUAUAUGGAAUCAGAUGAAUCUCAAUAUAAUGAAUUUUUGACUUUUAUCUUAAAAGAAGAAUAUUUUUUAGAAUAUGAAUAAUAUAGAUUAUAAUAAAAUGAAUCAGAAAAUGAAGAUAGUGUAACAUAAGCUUUAAAAGAAUUAGAACAUAUACAUAAUAGAGCUAUUUUUGAUGCUUGCAAUGAAGCCCUCAAUUUUUAAAGACCCUAUUAUUGCAGUAUAUAUAUAUUUAUAUAUUAAAUUUUAGAUAGUGGAUCACCUUAUCCAUGGGAAGGAAAAAUUGGUCAUAAAGUUAUAAAUGAUAAUGAUUUAAGUGAGAUUUUUAAGAAUAUGGAACUCAAAGUUGUUCAAUGGGCUAAUUCUCUUUGUGGAUUUUUGCCUGUUGAGGAAGAGAUUGCUAUAUCCAAAGAAAAAUAAGUUAUUUUAGAUGAGAAAAAUUAAUAAAUAAUGCUUUAACAGAUGUAAUACUAGGAUAAUCCAGAAUUAAUGGAACAAGAUUAUUAAUAGGAUCCAAUCUCAUAAAUCAGAGAAUAAAGACUUUAUAAAGCUCUUAUUUAGGAUGUAUAAAUAUUAUUUAAAAUUUAAGUUUAAAGAUUUAGAAUACAGAUGGAAUUAAGAUUAAGAUGAUAAAGCUGAAUUAAUGAUGGAAAUUGGAGAUUUGAUUUUUGAAUAAUGUAUAGAAGAGUUUUUAAUAGAGUCAGUUGUUUUGUGA